AUGGCUCCACUCUAUGACUUUGCAAAGAAUAUUAUUGUGGUGAUUACUAAAAUCACACCCGAGCUAGUUGAGUUUCUACAAGAUGAUUUCAAUUUUGAGUUGGUGUUGAGGUUACUUGAUAAUCUUAAGUUACAAGCAAAGGUUCGACAAUUAAAGGCACCACUCAGGUAUAAACAGUUGAUUGCAAACUUGUUCACCAAGUAUGUUUUGAACAGGGCCUUAGACAAACCACAGUUUGAAGACUUGGCAUUAAAGUAUAGCAACUAUGGGAAACCUUCCAUCGAAGGGCUUGAGUUCAACACUUCCACGUCGAAUGAUAUCAUUGCCAUCGCUGUUCACACAUCACCAAUUGGAAUGGAUUUAUCGCACGCUGUACAGAAUGUAUCAUCAAAGGAUUAUAGAAUUCAGUUUGAGCCAAUGUUUCAUAAGUUUGAAUUGAGCCAGCUCGACUCGUACUUCAAGUUCAAUCAUUUUUGGACUUUGAAAGAGGCAUUUACCAAGUUGAUUGGGUCUGGGUUGAAUGUGGAGUUGGCUGACUUUUAUUUCACGAUGGGCCCUGAUGAAGAGUUUAUUGAAGACAACUAUUGUGUGAUUAAAUGCCACCUGGGCAGUGGUGAGUUGAUUGUGAAAUGGUAUGACCAAAUUGCAACCAAUGCAGAAAAAUUGUUCCAAAAGAAGAAUGAAUUUGUUAAUAGUCUCACUAAUGAGUUUUAUUGCUACAGCACUGUCAUUGAAAGAGCACGCGAUGGUCGAUUACCAGUUAUUUGCUCUCUCGUCACACAAGAGCAGAUUGCAAAGAUUAAAACCUUUGAGGUUGAUUUUUUAGCAGUCUUGCAGCGUCAACUACAGAGCUGA
Messenger RNA from Lodderomyces parapsilosis, 855 nucleotides. It is a transcript of the gene LYS5, whose product is annotated as holo-[acyl-carrier-protein] synthase. Bases 1 to 855 code for a protein of 284 amino acids. Gene Ontology annotation, molecular function: holo-[acyl-carrier-protein] synthase activity; magnesium ion binding. The transcript has a single exon. NCBI's taxonomy places the organism in Eukaryota, Fungi, Ascomycota, Pichiomycetes, Serinales, Debaryomycetaceae. Gene Ontology annotation, cellular component: cytosol. The record is from RefSeq and is a predicted model, not a curated record.